ACUGGCAUCAUUGUAAGUCGGACACCCCAGCUGCUCAGCCAUGGCCCCAAAGAAAGCCAAGAAGAGGGCAGCAGAGGGAGCCAACUCCAAUGUGUUCUCCAUGUUUGAACAGGCCCAGAUCCAGGAAUUCAAAGAGGCCUUCACCAUCAUGGAUCAGAACAGAGACGGCUUCAUUGACAAGAAUGACCUGAGGGACACUUUUGCUGCUCUAGGACGUCUGAACGUGAAGCAGGAGGAGAUUGACGACAUGCUCAAAGAGGCUCCAGGCCCAAUCAACUUCACAGUCUUCCUCACCAUGUUCGGUGAGAAGCUGAAAGGUGCUGACCCAGAGGAGACCAUCCUCAAUGCGUUCAAAGUCUUUGAUCCCGAAGGAAAGGGGGUAUUGAGGAAGGACCACGUGACACAGAUGCUAACAACCCAGGCCGACCGAUUCUCUGCUGAAGAGAUGGAGCAGAUGUUCACUGCCUUCCCCCCUGAUGUGGCUGGAAAUCUGGAUUACAAAAACCUGGUGCAUAUCAUUACUCACGGAGAGGAAAAGGACCAGGAGUAGGCCUUCGUGCCCACAUAUUCAUCUGACAGAAAACCAUUUUCUUCAAGGUGACGCAGUGUCCAUGAAGAAAAAAUGGACUGAUUACCAAAAUUGUAUGUUGGCUUCAUUUUUUGGCAAUAGUGACCCCAUCGGAGGAUCUUGACAAAACGUUGUUCUCUAGGCUCUAAAAAAAAUUGACAAUCAAGAACAUUACAACAGUCUGCUCUCUUGCUCUAACUCUGCUUUGUCCUCAGUACAUUUCACCUGAGAAUAAUCAUAACGGUCCUCCUCAUAACUUUGUGCACCCAAUAGUCAAUAUUGUCAUAACCAUGGGUUAGAUUUAUGCAUGUCAGUCUAAUAAACCUUCUCAAAUAUGGCUACUAGCCUGCUUUUUUAGACAGAUGCUAUCUUAGCCGACUGAGGAUGAAGACGACAAGAUAAUGUUUGGCCCCCUGAACCAGGUGGCUUUACUGUAGUUAUUUUAGUCCUGUGCUGAUGUGAGGAAGGUAAUGCUAUACCAGGGAUUUGGGGGGGGGCAGAGUCCCAAAAGGAUGGCACUAAUCCUCUCCAGCUUCACCUAUCUCACUUGAUAGACCUUGGUGGGGGGGUGUGUUUGGUGGGGAAAAUCCCUUGUUGUUUCAGCUGGAGUGUGUGGAGCCGUGAGGAGAGCCCCACGCUGAGGAACUGCCUACUGGAGAGGGGCGGAGGGACAUAGGUGGGUGAUAGAUGAAUGUUUGGAUCAACUUAAGUAUUAGGGUUCAUAUUUUUAACACACAGUGUCUCCAGAGACAAAGUGGAGGGGGUUAGGCUGAGGGUAAAAAGUGGCACUCUGUCAAGCUACUGCAUACACAAUGAAAGCCUAGAAACAAAAAAGGAUGAAAGGUUAUUUACAAGCGACUCAUGGUACUGGAGGAAUUUAGAAACGGGACAGUGAAUUUUCUAGAUGAGAGUGUGGAGACCAGAUAGAAGUGAAUAAAAUAAAUAAAUGAAAUACUGAACUUAAAUUUAUCUCAUAAUCCAAAAUGAUGUUGAAACAAAGUUUACAUACAUUCUUGAUGCGUGAAAGUAAUCAUUUUUAGCUAUGAUUAAAAAAAAUGACACAUUUCUCUGAUCUAGUUGGAGGAGAAACACGGGAAAAGCUUAAAUAAUGUUUCUGUUGAGAUGUCUUUAAAGCAUUUACCUAUCUCUUUACCGUAAUUGAAUGAGUACAGAAGACUGUGGUUACAAGAACAAGUUGUAAUGCUGCAACUCAUGCUACAAAUGUACAGUAAAGAGUGUUGUUUACCACCAACAUCAUUAUGCUGAAGGCUGUUUCUUUCAAUUAAGUUCCAUGUUGAUUGAAUAAAACAAAACAACUAUAUCACUGGAGCAGUCUGGAAAAAUAUAGACAGCUCUUUGCAUUGUCUCAUUAAAAAUGCUACGGAUGUGUCGUCUUAACUAAUCUGCUGUCGUUGAGCACACAGACUAGAGCAAAGGAAGAAUUCGAGAGAAAGUACUGAGAGCUGGGCAAAAUUAAAAAAUCAAAGGCACACAUCAGACAGCAAACUUGGAUCUCAGCUUUUUCCGAGGUCUUGAACAAAAAAUCUUGAAACGCUGCUUGAAGGCAUUAGCGCUACAUUAAUAUCUAAAGGAAAAGAUCAAAUAAAGAGAUGAGAAACUGAACUCUCAAGAUUAAAUUACAUUUAGAGGCAACUCUUCCUCUGAGCCUCUGAAAGAUUGUAUGAGAAUACCCUCUAGUGGCCUCUGAAGAAAAUGAAAGAUGAAAUAAAGCAAUUUGCUAUUAUGAAGGAUAACAUUUACAGACCUGAUAGGCCUUAAGUCUUGAAUAACUCCCCAAAUUCAAAGCUACAAAUAAUCAGGAAGUUAGAUAUAAGUGGCAGCUUUGAUAAAAAUCUCAUUAAAACCACAUAAAAUCCACUAAAACCUGAGAUAACAACGAUCCCUCUGCUGAGGAUCACACACUACAAUUCCCUGCAGGAACAUAAGAGAAGAUUUACAGCCGUCUUUCCUCAGAGGGAACAUCUUACAGCGUGCUGACAGUGCAAUCACUGCUCUCUACUGAGUUCUAAUACAGUGCCUGAGUGGCAUUUGGUUGACUUCUAUGCAUGAGAAAUAAUGGAUGAUAAUAGCUCUCUGUUAAAACUGUCAAUUUGUGCUGAGUGAGUAUUUCCAAAGAUAACUUCUUCGAGGAUGCCAUCCCAAGACGAUGGAGGGGUUUACAUUUACUUCUCAUCCUGCUGCGUGACUGUAGAAUCUUUAUUGGAUUCAUUUAAUUGUGC
Messenger RNA from Menidia menidia (Atlantic silverside), 2808 nucleotides. The record is from the annotation of a GenBank genome assembly. NCBI's taxonomy places the organism in Eukaryota, Metazoa, Chordata, Actinopteri, Atheriniformes, Atherinopsidae.